AUGACGGCCGAAGGGCACAAUGUAGACGCGAGUAUAAUGUCGUUGGACAAGAAAGAUCAUGGCCAUUAUUUUGUCAAAAAGACGUUCGGCAAACCGGUGAAUUGUCAUCAUUGUUCCGAGAAGAUAUGGGGAAUGUUGUCUCAAGGCUACGUCUGCGAAGGUGAGUAAACAAGAGAGGUACAGUGUGAACAAUGAAAGUAGUCUUUGGACGGUAUAAAAAAUUAUAAAAAGGUGAAUGUAGGGUUAAAUAUGUAUUGUUUGAAGGUAUAAGAAUAACCAUAAGACUAAGAUAUAGAUAAUAUAUAGACGUUGCAGUACGUACUCCGUAGUAUAUAACCGGAACGUACUACGUAAAGUUCACACAGUAUUUUGCGUAGUUAAACGUAAGCCCACAAAGAGUGUGUGAUACUAAAAUAAUGCUGCAAAAACAUUUAAAUUCUACACAUUUUUUUAUAUUUAAACUUAAGUAACAUUUGAAAUAGUAAGACGCAUAUAUAUAAUAUCAUAUCACCAACAAACCCAUAAAAAAGUAAUUACAAUACUUACAAUAAACUUUUUCAGUAUGCAACUUCGUCUGCCACGACCGAUGUCUACGAACUGUAGUAUCGUACUGCAGCGGUGUAGCUCUUCAGCUCAUCAAGAAUCCAGUAGCCCAUACCUGGUCCGAGCCCUCAACCUCAAUCAAACGCAAAUUCUGUUGUGUUUGCAGAAAACGCACCGAUGACGCAUUGAGUGUAGCUUGUGAAGGUAGGUUGCUAAUUCUUGUAUUUUAGUUUUUCAAAUUUAGAUUUUUUAAUUUUUUUUAAACUUUUUUACAAAAUGAAAAAUAGCAAGAACUUUCUUUACGUAACAAAAAAAUGGCAAGAACUUUCUUUACAACGCAAAACAUAACAAGAACUUUGUUUACAAAAUGAAAAAAGACAAGACCUUUAUUUACAAUGCGAAAAAUGGCAAAAACUUUCUUUACAAAACAAAAAAUGGCAAAAACUUUAAUUACAUAAUAAAAAAUGACAAGAACUUUCUUUACAAACUUAAAAAUAGCAAUAACUUUCUUCGCAAAGCAAAAAAUGGCAAGACCUUUUUUACAAAGCAUAAAAUGGCAAAAAAAAUUUUAAAACAUUAUAUUCAAACUUCAGUAUGUGAAUACUACGUCCAUGUGGAAUGCCAAGACUUAGCAGUAAGCGACUGUCGAGAAGCUGCCACUUUCGUACCAUCUUUGGACAAAGUGUCCCACAAACAAUAUCACCAUAUGCGAGAAGGCAACGCUCCUCGCGACGCCAAAUGUGUUGUGUGCAGGAAAACGUGUUAUUCCUACGAAUGUUUCACUGGGAUGCAGUGCGAGUGGUGUGCUCUUACCGUGAGUACUACAAAGAUCAGUAUAGUACUAUAGGAAAAAUAAUUCUCGUAUUUUACCAGAAAAUCGAUAUUAACCAUGGCAGUCUGAAAACAAAUCUUACCAUCCAAUUUUAGUCCCACGCAGUAUGUCUAGCUCAAGUGAAACCGGAUUGCGACUUCGGAAUCCUUCGGAAGAUCAUGCUCCCUCCAAAUUCAGUGACCAUCCCCCGAACUGAACUUCCAAUGGAACAGCUACUGAACAUUCACGGUCCUCACGGCUCAUCACACGGGUUCCCUAAUAACGACGGUAAUAGAAAAGGUGAUCAUGGCAAAAUUGAAACUGUUAGGAAUGAAAAAACUAUUUUUUAUUUAAAAGUUUUAAUUAUUUUUCGUUGCAGAUCGUAUUUUACCUUUUAAAUAUGUUAAAACAAAGUUUUAGUUCCUUAAAACGUUUGAAUUAAAUUUGAAAAGAGCAUUUUAACCUAUGCUACUACUUGAUAACGCCUUUGAAAGAAAUUUUUCCAAAAUUUGCUCGUUUUUGGCUUCUUCAAACUGCGCCCAUGCGAUUUUCUCACUUUAUACGCUGGAAAAUGUCCAAAAAUUAAAUGUUUUUUGAAAAUUGUUUCGAACAUUAAAAUCUUUACCUCUUUCUUACUUAAAAACGACCUGUUACCUAAAAAUCAACGUCUUUACAACUCCUCAUAACUUUAUAUUUUUUUAGUCUCAUCUCCAUCACGCACCACCGCCGAGGACAACGCAUUCGCCGAGGAGAAGGAGAAAGAAGAUCACGAACUCAUUAGAAUAUACGAUGGCAACAGUUCGAUGCGGAAUCAGGUGUAUCGAACGGCACAAAUCCCGAAAAUGGCUAGCGUGGAGCAGAUCCGUGAUAUUGCGAUGAGGCGAUUUCAUAUCAACGACAAUCUAGAGUUAUAUUAUGUUACACAAGCACCGUUUGAGAUUGGAGGAGACGAGGAGAACUUGGAGGACCCGAUUCCUUUGAGGAACAUGAAAAGGCCUGAAGGGAAACGGGCUCAGAUCUACUUGAGGUACCGAGAUGAUCCGGAGAAGGCGUCGGUUAAGGUGUAUGGAGGGUGGUUAAGGUAGGUUUUUGGGGUUUUAGAGAUAAAAGAGAUAAAUUUUAGGUUGGAAGCGGGUUGUUUGAUGUUUUUUAGUCAAUUUGUAUUUUUAAUUUGCUGUUUUUGCUGUUUUAUAGCUAAUAUAUUGGUGUAAAAUAAUGUUUUUGGGAGUUUGCAUCUAAUUUUUUUGAGUUUAAACUUUGUUUUUGAAGUUUAUGGUUAGUCUUUUGAUCUAACACGAUCUUUUUAAGUUAAAAUAUUCGUUUAUACAAUAGUAGAAUGUAAGAACUCUUAUUGACAACAAUCAAUUUCUCAAAAAGAAAACCCAAAUAUCAUUAACAAUAUUGUUAUAGAAUCCCAGUAACCUUCACCGAGAUCUCCGUGACUAAAGAAACCCUAGUUCAAGACGUUCUCUUCAACGCUCUGGAAGACUUUGGGAUGGAAGGUGCGACAUGGAACAAGUACACAUUGGUCGAAGUGUCAUUAGAGAAAGGUGUAGCCGAGCGGACAGCCAAUCCCCAAGAGAAUAUGUUACAAUUGAUACGGAAUUUAAGAAAAGAUUCGUUGCGACGAUAUCACGUAGUUAGGUUUUACAUCCAGGAGAAGGAGGAUCCUCAUGAUCAUGCUGUGUUUGUGGGGAACUUACCGCCAUCUUUGGCUCAGCGGACGUAUGAGAGGAUAUUGUUGAAGCUUCUGGGGGCUAAAGGUGAGGUUUUGCCUCAAAAUUUUCAAAUUCAAAAGUUGGUUUUUUAAUUUUUUCAAAUAUAGUAUAAAAUUUUAAAAAAAGCAUUCUUAACCCAAAUCUUUCCAGAAAAACCCUUCACAGCGAUAGGUCCAAUCUACUUUGAGUACGGGUCUCUGGUCAUUACUUUCAACACUCCAAAAGCCGCAACGUCAGCAGUACAAAAGCUUCAGAAUGCCAUGUAUGAGGACAAGAAACUGAUCGUUUUGUGUCUUCCGAAUAUACAAACUCACAUGUUACCCACGGAUAUUGAGCCUUUGUUGGUAUUGGUCAAUGUGAAAAGUGGUGGAUGUCAAGGUGCUGAACUGAUGACAGCCUUCCGACGGCUUCUGAAUCCUUUCCAGGUGUUCGAUGUGUUGAAAGGUGGUCCGUUGGUUGGGUAAGUGAGGUGUUACCUAAGUUUUUGAAACUGUGAAGCUUCAAAAAUUUGGAAAGAGAAUGCCUACUACAAUAUCAAAUUUAAAAACUUUCUGAAAAAUUGAAAUUUAAUACUAAAACCAUUAAAUUACAGAUUAUAUGUCUUCCGUAACGUCCCAAAAUACCGUAUCUUAGCCUGCGGAGGUGAUGGUACGAUUGGCUGGGUACUACAAUGUCUUGACAUAGCCAAACAAGACGCCGCCUGCUUCUCCCCUCCCUGUGCCGUAGUUCCACUAGGUACUGGCAACGAUCUAGCUCGAGUGCUACGUUGGGGUGGAGGCUACACGGGCGAAGAGAAUCCACGAGAGAUUCUACAGGAUGUGAUUGAAGCCGAGGAAGUUAGAUUAGAUAGAUGGGCGGUGGUAUUUCAUGAGGAAGAACGAUCUCAACCACCCACUGGAGGGGAACAAUCGGCCGAUCCUGAUCAAAUGAUGUCCAAUCCUGAAGAUCAGACCAGUAUGAUCAUCAUGAACAACUACUUUGGGAUUGGAAUCGACGCUGAUGUGUGUCUUCAGUUCCAUAAUAAGGUAGGAUUUGAAGUUUGACUUGACAUUUUUUAAAUUUAAAAUGAAAAAAUUAAUAAUCUACUUAGAAGAUAAGAUAAAUAAGAGAAAAUUCAACAUUUUGAUACCUAUUUUACAACUAAUUCCAUUCCAGCGCGACGCAAAUCCAGAAAAGUUCUCAUCCAGACUCUUCAACAAGACUCAAUACGUCAAGAUCGGUCUUCAAAAGGCCUUUUUCGAACGAAAUUGCAAAGAUUUGUGGAAGAGAAUUGACCUAGAAGUCGAUGGCAAGAUCAUCGAACUCCCACCGGUCGAAGGAAUCUGUAUCCUGAACUUAAUGUCCUGGGGUAGCGGUGCUAAUCCAUGGGGAUCGGCGAAAGAGGAGGGCAUUUUCCAGAAGCCAACUCAUUACGAUGGCCUUCUGGAGGUGGUCGGGAUUCCGGACGUGACCAGAUUGGGCCUAAUCCAGUCCAAAAUGGGCGCUGGAAUUCGAAUUGCUCAAGGUGGAAGUGUAAGUCUUUGAUUUUCAAUAUUUUUAUUGGCAUAACUCUUGAUUAAGAGCCAAAUUUUAAUUAGUAAAACCUUAAAAGUACACUUUUUAAGUCAUAAAAAGGUUUUUCAAUAUGUCUACAAUUAGCAUAGGGAAGAUAAACCUGAAAGAAUACAGAAAAAUUAAAAACAAGGAACAACAUACCUACUACAACAUGAUUUUAGAUCAAAAUUACGACUCGAGACGAAUGGCCUGUCCAAGUCGAUGGUGAACCACAUAUUCAGCCUCCAGGCACCAUAACCAUAUUGAAAUCAGCUCUAAAAGUGAGUUUUUUUUUAUUUGUUUCAAUGAUUUUAGACCUUGCAGGCUGCGCGGCUAUUUUAUACGAUAAAAAAUGUUUUGAAAUUUUUAAUCUAGCUGUACUUAAAAAAAUUAAAUUUGACUAUUUCAAGGCCAAAAUGCUCAAAAAAUCGAAAAAGAAGCAACGUACCAAUUCGAAUCAUGUAGCUCAAACGGUUCGGGCAGUGCAAAGCGAAGGAUCACCUUGUGCUUACUCUUCGCCGCAUCUCGGGGUAUCUAUCCAAUCGUCUCAUGGCAAAUCGACACCAGAUGACAUUCAAAACACGGAUGAUGACCAGGACGAAUUUUUGUAA
Molecule: messenger RNA, 5216 nt
Organism: Bursaphelenchus okinawaensis
Lineage: Eukaryota; Metazoa; Nematoda; Chromadorea; Rhabditida; Aphelenchoididae
Source: the annotation of a GenBank genome assembly